CCUCCCUCCUCGCUCGCCCCGUCCCUUCCCCCGCUCGGCGGCACCGGCGCGUUCGGGCCGCCGGGACCGGCCCGGGCCCGCUCCGAACCGCCCCGCUCCGGGCCCCGCUCCCGCCCGCCGCACCGCGCCCGGCCCCGCUCCGGGCCCCGCCACCCGGCCCCGCAGCGGCGCCCCCUCGUCCCGGCCCUUCCCGGCUCGCCGAGGCCGAGAGCGGGCCCGCCGGGCGCCCGGCGCGCUCGGGCCCGGGCGGAGGCGGAGGGGCCGCGCUCCUCCCUGGCCGCCCCCGCCAUGGCCGACAACGAGAAGCUGGACAACCAGCGCCUCAAGAACUUCAAGAACAAAGGCCGCGACCUGGAGACUAUGAGAAGACAAAGAAAUGAAGUUGUUGUGGAGUUAAGAAAGAACAAAAGAGAUGAGCAUCUCCUAAAGAGAAGGAAUGUUCCCCAUGAAGAUAUCUGUGAGGAUUCUGAUAUAGACGGGGACUUCAGAGUGCAAAACACUUCUUUGGAGGCAAUAGUACAGAAUGCUUCAAGUGACAACCAGGGUAUUCAGUUAAGUGCUGUGCAGGCAGCAAGGAAGCUGCUGUCCAGUGACCGCAAUCCUCCCAUCGAUGACCUAAUAAAAUCAGGAAUAUUACCUAUCCUAGUGCACUGUCUUGAAAGAGAUGACAAUCCCUCCCUACAGUUUGAAGCCGCGUGGGCUUUGACAAACAUUGCCUCUGGAACCUCGGAACAAACGCAGGCUGUAGUUCAAUCCAAUGCUGUGCCCCUUUUCCUGAGACUGCUGCAUUCACCUCAUCAAAAUGUUUGUGAGCAGGCAGUGUGGGCCUUAGGAAAUAUCAUAGGUGACGGACCCCAGUGCCGGGAUUACGUCAUCAGCCUUGGCGUGGUGAAGCCGCUGCUGUCCUUCAUCAGCCCCUCCAUCCCCAUCACCUUCCUCAGGAACGUCACCUGGGUGAUGGUGAACCUGUGCCGCCACAAGGACCCCCCGCCGCCCAUGGAGACCAUCCAGGAGAUCCUGCCGGCGCUCUGUGUCCUGAUCCACCACACCGAUGUAAAUAUACUGGUGGACACAGUGUGGGCCCUGUCCUAUCUCACGGAUGCUGGCAAUGAGCAGAUCCAGAUGGUGAUAGACUCUGGGAUCGUCCCUCACCUCGUUCCUCUCCUCAGCCACCAGGAGGUCAAAGUCCAGACAGCCGCACUGAGGGCAGUGGGGAACAUCGUCACUGGCACGGACGAGCAGACACAGGUAGUCCUCAACUGUGAAGCUCUCUCACAUUUCCCAGCACUUCUGACACAUCCCAAAGAAAAAAUUAAUAAGGAAGCAGUGUGGUUCCUAUCUAACAUCACUGCAGGAAACCAGCAGCAAGUUCAGGCAGUAAUAGAUGCAAACCUUGUUCCAAUGAUAAUCCAUCUUCUAGAUAAGGGGGAUUUUGGCACUCAGAAAGAAGCUGCCUGGGCAAUAAGCAACUUAACAAUCAGCGGGAGAAAAGACCAGGUCGCUUACUUGAUUCAACAAAAUGUGAUUCCUCCCUUUUGCAAUUUGCUGACAGUAAAAGAUGCACAAGUUGUGCAAGUGGUUCUGGAUGGACUAAGUAAUAUAUUAAAAAUGGCUGAAGAGGAAGCAGAAACCAUAGCCAACCUUAUAGAAGAGUGUGGAGGCCUGGAGAAAAUUGAGCAGCUACAAAACCAUGAAAAUGAAGACAUCUACAAACUGGCAUAUGAGAUCAUCGAUCAGUUCUUCUCUUCAGAUGAUAUUGAUGAAGAUCCAAGCCUUGUUCCAGAAGCAAUCCAAGGCGGAACAUUUGGUUUCAAUUCAUCUGCCAAUGUACCAGCAGAAGGGUUCCAGUUUUAGAGUGGUAUUUUGGAAGUUUAGGUACAAUGCAGCACUGAAUAAAAAAAAAAAAAGGUUUGAUCCAUCAAUCUUGGCUCAUGGGAUCCGCUGCUGCAUUAAAUCGGGAAAGUAAAUGUGAAGAUUUCAUUUGGAAUCCCAGAAAAGCCCAAAUGAAGUCAAGAUGGCGAGUGGGUGCGAGUGAGAAUGAGUGGCAAAAUGUAACGACAAACUUCACACUGAAUGCUUCUUUAGAUUGUUCAAAGAAAAAGGGCUACAGGUCACAGAUCUUCAGUGCCUGAGAAGGAACCCCGCGCUCCCGCAGCGGGGGGACGCAGGACUCUCAUCAUCAGCCUCGUCAGCAUCAGAGAGCAGGAUGCCCACAGCGCAGGGAGAGCGGCCCAGGCCUUGCUCUGCAGCCCCGUGUGAAUGGCCAGCGUGGAGUGAGUGUGCCCCCGGUGCCAGCCCGUGCCAGCCCGGGCCAGGCGUGUGCAGAGUGCCUGUGAUGUGUCUGUGAGCGCGUGCGAGCUUGAGUGGCCUCCAGGGGCUGAGAACUAAAAUCAUCAAUGAGUUCAGAAGUGUUGACUUACACUGGACACACCGAGACCGGUUUAGCAGCAGACUCUGGUUUACUCCUGCAGCCUGUGUUUUUCUCUUCUUUUUUUUUCUUUUGGGUUUUUUUUUGUUUCUUUUUUCCCCUCUUCUUUUUUUUUUUUUCUUUCAGUUCUUUUUAAUUUCUUUUCCUGUUACAGCUUAGUUGUUUGUAAAAGUCAGAAUUUCAGGAAGGCUUCCCUGUGCAUUUGCACCAGAUGAAUGUUUGAUGUUAUGAAAAGCUUUUCCAUAUCAUCAAAACUAAUUUGUAGAUUUUUGCAUGGAAAAACAAACAAACAAAAAAAAUUCAUCCAUUUCCCUCCAAACUAGACUGUGUUGCAGUACACAAGUUGCCAUAAUAGUAGAAAGCAGUAAAAUGUGGUAAUAAAACCUCAUCCUUUUCAUUUUCAAAGAUAACACGAAGACCUUUGCAUGUGGUAAUCUCCAGCAUAGUUCAUUUUUAGAUUUCGUUGAGUCCUGUAACCAAAAUGUUUCUGUUGUGGUAGGAUACCGUGCUGUGUUUCAAUGUUACUUGUUUUCAAACUUUGUUUUCUAUGAAAAUGAUAUGGAAACGUCUAAAAAUGAAAUUUGGUGCAUAUGUACUGCUGAAUAAAGAGCGAAAAAAAGAGGUGUGAAUAGAUGUACAAAUCAAGUCAUGGUUUGAACACCUUUAAUAUGCCUAAUCCAAUUGUUUUAGACUCUUUUUAUCUUAGAUGUAGGCAGCCAUGAACAAUCUAUUUUGAGCCACUUUAGAGAGAAAAAAACCACAAAAAACCUUUGUAUUUUUAAAACUUGCACGAAAAGGAUGCAAGUGUUUUUAUAAUUGGAGGAAUGCCUCAGUUUUGAGGUGGUGCACACUAAAUUCAAGGUGAUGUUACAAAUUUGUACCAAGUGAACUCUUGAUAAGGUGGCUCAUUGUAGGAAAUGCUGUGCCUUCCCCUUUGAGCACAAGUGUUGCAUGAACAACAGUUUGCUAUAAUAAAACAUCCCAGGUUAGCCACCAUUAGCAUCUAUAUCUACCUUGUGUUUUCAAAUCAGCUGGUAAUUCUGAAACACUGUAGAAUGGAUAAAGAUUAUUUUGUGAUCAUAACUCUUUGUUGGACUAGAGUAUUUUUGCAGCAUUCCUUGUCAUCAGAAACAUGGUUAAAAGUUUAAAACUAGAAGCAGCGGAAAACUAGCUUGUGAAUUUAUCCAAGUAGAGUGCAGGCUAGGCUGUCUUGGGGAAAUAAACAUUAAAACUUGCAA
This is a messenger RNA of Prinia subflava (tawny-flanked prinia), 3666 nucleotides long. It is a transcript of the gene KPNA4, whose product is annotated as karyopherin subunit alpha 4. Bases 289 to 1854 code for a protein of 521 amino acids. Gene Ontology annotation, biological process: NLS-bearing protein import into nucleus. Gene Ontology annotation, molecular function: nuclear import signal receptor activity; protein binding. The record is from RefSeq and is a predicted model, not a curated record. Gene Ontology annotation, cellular component: cytoplasm; nucleus. NCBI's taxonomy places the organism in Eukaryota, Metazoa, Chordata, Aves, Passeriformes, Cisticolidae. The transcript is spliced from 17 exons.